AUGUCUAGAAACGCGUCGACAAUCAACGUCAAGGUGGUUGCUGCCGAAUCCUUGUACAAGAGAGAUGUAUUUAGGCAACCGGACCCGUUUGCUGUCAUCACAGUGGACGGGUCGCAGACAAAGACCACCAAAACAGCAAGAAAGACUUUGAACCCUUACUGGAACGAGACGUUUAACUUCCAGGCCCUGGACGACUCGAUCUUGGUCAUCCAGGUGUUUGACCAGAAGAAAUUCAAAAAGAAGGACCAGGGCUUCUUGGGCGUGGUCAACAUUAGAAUCGGCGACGUUAUCAAUUUUGGCUUGAACAGUUCGGAGGAAACUAUUACGAGAGACUUGAAGAAGCUGAUGGAAAACGUAGCCAUUAGCGGGAAAUUGAUUGUUGUGAUUUCCCACAACAGAGGAGGAACUUUGGGUGGACGACCUGCGGCUUCUAGUAGCUCGAAUGGACAUAGAACUACUCCUUCAACAGCCACGAAUGGUUCAGCCAGCGGCGGCGCUCCUAUUGGUGCUGCACCUGUUGCUGCUGCUGCUUCACCAGUGCCGGGGCCGGCACUCAAUAAUGGCCCCGCCGCCAUCGCAACUGGUGCCACAUCAACAUCCCGAGCACCUCAGCCCAAUCCAUCAGCUGCUGCUGUUGCUGCUGCUCAUAGACAAUAUUCAUCCUUUGAAGACCAAUAUGGAAGAUUACCACCCGGGUGGGAAAGAAGAACCGAUAAUUUCGGCAGAACCUACUACGUUGACCACAAUUCUAGAACUACAACUUGGCAAAGACCCACUUUGGACCAAAGUGAAAGCGAACGAGGCCAGCAAAGGCAAGAUGAAACCGAUGCAGAAAGAAGACAGCAUCGUGGAAGAACUCUACCAGGUGAAUCGUCGACCCCGCAACCUCUGGGUAAUUCUGUCACGAGCGGCAAUGUCACCGUCAAUGCCACCGGAGGCAACACCCCCGUGAAUCCUGCCGCAGCUGUGUCAAUGGCGGCACUGGGUGCGACAACUUCGGGCUUGGGAGAAUUGCCCUCGGGAUGGGAACAACGUUUCACCAAUGAAGGUAGACCCUAUUUUGUCGACCACAACACGAGAACCACCACCUGGGUCGAUCCAAGAAGGCAGCAGUAUAUAAGAACUUUUGGUCCCAACACCACCAUCCAGCAGCAACCUGUGAGUCAAUUGGGUCCGUUACCUUCCGGUUGGGAGAUGAGAUUGACCAACACCGCGCGUGUUUAUUUCGUUGACCACAAUACAAAGACCACCACAUGGGAUGACCCCAGAUUGCCCUCGUCGCUAGACCAAAAUGUGCCACAAUACAAGCGUGAUUUCAGAAGAAAAGUGAUUUACUUCCGGUCGCAGCCUGCGUUGAGAAUCUUGCCGGGCCAAUGCCACAUCAAGGUUAGAAGAGACCACAUUUUCGAAGAUAGUUACCAGGAGAUUAUGAGACAGACGCCGGAGGACUUGAAAAAGAGGUUGAUGAUCAAGUUUGACGGUGAAGAAGGUUUGGACUAUGGUGGAGUCUCUCGAGAGUUUUUCUUCCUCUUGUCCCACGACAUGUUCAAUCCGUUCUAUUGUCUAUUCGAAUACAGCUCCCACGAUAACUACACCUUGCAGAUAAAUUCAAACUCAAGCAUCAACCCAGAACACUUGAACUAUUUCAAAUUCAUUGGAAGAGUCGUGGGAUUAGGCGUGUUCCACAGAAGAUUCUUGGACGCCUUCUUUGUCGGUGCCUUGUACAAGAUGAUGCUACAUAAAAAAGUGGUGCUUCAAGAUAUGGAAGGGGUAGAUGCCGAGUUUUACCGGUCGUUGAAAUGGAUCUUGGACAACGACAUCACCGAUGUCUUGGACCUCACGUUUAGCGCAGAAGAAGAAAGCUUUGGCGAAAGGGUAGAGGUUGACCUUAAACAAAAUGGAAGAGACAUUGAAGUCACGGAGGAAAACAAGCACGAGUAUGUGGAGCUCAUAACGGAGUGGAGGAUAAGCAAGCGUGUCCAGGAACAAUUCAAGGCGUUUAUCGAUGGAUUCAACGAGUUGAUACCGCAGGAACUCGUCAAUGUGUUUGAUGAAAGAGAAUUGGAGCUUCUCAUCGGUGGUCUUGCCGAGAUUGACUGCACCGACUGGAAAAAGCACACAGACUAUAGAGGCUAUCAAGAAUCCGACCAGGUUAUCCAAUGGUUUUGGAAAUGUAUCAACGAGUGGGACUCGGAGCAAAAAGCCAGACUCUUGCAAUUCACUACGGGUACCUCGCGUAUCCCCGUUAACGGGUUCAAAGACUUGCAGGGCAGUGACGGGCCAAGAAGGUUCACUAUUGAAAAGGCGGGCGAGCCAAACCAAUUGCCAAAGAGUCACACCUGUUUCAAUAGAGUCGAUUUGCCCCCCUACACCGAUUAUGAAAGUUUGAAACAAAAGUUGAGUUUGGCCGUUGAGGAAACCGUUGGAUUCGGUCAAGAAUAG
Molecule: messenger RNA, 2442 nt
Organism: Lodderomyces beijingensis
Lineage: Eukaryota; Fungi; Ascomycota; Pichiomycetes; Serinales; Debaryomycetaceae
Source: the annotation of a GenBank genome assembly